Molecule: messenger RNA, 738 nt
Organism: Gastrolobium bilobum
Lineage: Eukaryota; Viridiplantae; Streptophyta; Magnoliopsida; Fabales; Fabaceae
Product: gibberellin-regulated protein 14-like
Exons: 1
Coding region: 70-738 (222 amino acids)
Source: RefSeq, a predicted model, not a curated record
UUUCCAACUUCCACGCUUACCGGAUAUUCAUUCAUCCUCGUACUUUCCGAAUCCUCAGAAACUCCGAAAAUGAGUAGAUUCCUUCCACUCUUCGUGCUUGCUCUGUUCUUCGCAUCUUCAGUUUUGAUUAAUGCAGACAAUGCUCCUGCUCCUUCACCCACAUCAACAGCUUCGCAGCCGCCGGCGAACCCACCUUCUUCGGCAACUCCUCCGGCACAUUCUCCGGCGGCGUCCCCUGCAAAGUCUCCGACUUUAUCUCCGCCUUCACAAACUCCGGCAAUUUCUCCAUCUAGGUCUGCCCCAACGCCGGCGUCCGCCCCUCCGGCGAAGUCUCCGGCUGUUCAGCCGCCGACUUCAGUUUCACCGGCUUCCAGCCCAUCAAAUAAUGUGUCUACGCCACCGGUUCCAUCCCCAGCGAGUCCUCCGCCUACGGCUAAGACCCCAGUGGUAUCGCCGACGGUGGCUCCGGUGAGUAGUCCGGUCGGGGCUCCGAUGGUAGCAGAGGGUCCGUCAACUUCUCCUACACCAGAGGCUCCUGCAGGCAUUCCUUCAAGUUCAGCCACUCCGGCAGAUUCACCGGUGACGCUUCCGUCGACCAGUACUCCUCCGGGAACUGCACCGGCGAGUUCUUCGCCGGAGUCUUCACCGCCUGUUGGAGAUGAUUCGGGUUCAAGAUCAAAUUUCGGGGCUUCAGUUAUUUUGUGUGGCAUCGCUCUUGGGGUCGCUUUGUCUAUCUGA